CCUCAAAUCCCAAAGCUAAGGUCAUUGGCAGCACAAUAGUCGUAUGGAAGCGUCCAUCCGUACAGCUAGGACGCGGCUUCGAUAUAAAACAGCGCGUAGGGCGUCAACAGUCAGUGUUGAAUCAACAUCAUCCAGGCACCAUGGCUUGCAAAAUCGCUUUCUUCACCGCCGCCCUCUUCCUCAUCCUCGCGCUGUCCCAAGCAGCGCCAGCAGAAGAAAAACCAGCAGAAGCCCUAAAUGUCGAAGCUGAGAAGGAUGACCUAGAAACCGCUGACAAAGAUGACCUUAAAACUGCAGCCUCACAUUGGGGCGGCCACUGGGGAGGCUACGGCGGUCAUUACGGCGGUCAUUGGGGCUACCCAUCCUAUUACGGCUACGGUUGGGGCUACCCCAGCUACGGCUAUGGCUACUGGCCCUACGGUGGUAUCUAUGGCCACGGAUACGGCGGCUACGGCCAUUACGGAUGGUGGUAGGACAAUAAUAGAUAACGAUUCUAAUGCCAGUAUUAACUCUUAAGGAAAACGUUCGAAAUGCGAGUAACUAAGUUGAGAUUGAUAGAUUUAUUUCAGAUAAUAAAAUGUUUACAUAAUAAUAUCUACUUUUAAAAGAUAUUUGUAAUAUACCACACUCGAUGUACACUGACACUGUAGUAUAUUUUUAUGUUUCUUUUGAUUAAAUCAAGGUUUAUAAUAACAUCGAAGUAACAUUGUAAGUGUCGUGUGUGGGCAAUCUCAUAACUUGCCGGUAAAUGUGUAUAAAUAUUAUGUUAAGGUCCAACUAGCUUAUAUUGACAAUAUUUUGUGAAUUUUAUUUUCGUAUUUUCUCAUUCACAGUAACACAAAAAGCAAUACUAUAUUUUUAUAUGAAAACUUGGAAUUGUAUAACGUCAAGUAAGUAAAUACUUAUUUUUGUUUAAAACCAAAGAACUAUACUGCAAUAUGUACUUAUAUGUGUAAUUUACUGAACAUGUAUAUUGGAACAUAUAUAAAAUAUACAGUUAUAUAUUGUUAUAUCUAUGUCAACAGUUAAUCUAUUUGGAUAUUCCGAUGGUGUAAGUAAGGACAGUUGGUAUAGUAACAACAAUGUUUUUUUUUACCGUUUGCACUUCAUGAUCACAUUGUUUGCAAAUUAUGGUAAUAUAUAUGUUACAUUUAAACAACAGCAUUGUAUAUAUUUUUAUAUAUGUAUAAAUGAAAAUAAAAUUCGUGAAUGUGUCGUAGAAUUAGAUUUAUAUAAAAGUGUUAUCUCACUGCCUUAAACUGUAAUGUAUAAUGUAUAAAUAGCAUAAAAUAUACAGUAUAUUUAUUAAAUGAUGAUUAUUGAUGAUA
Spodoptera frugiperda (fall armyworm) is the source of this 1328-nucleotide messenger RNA. Its product is annotated as glycine-rich protein 3-like. Lineage: Eukaryota; Metazoa; Arthropoda; Insecta; Lepidoptera; Noctuidae. Bases 141 to 473 code for a protein of 110 amino acids. The transcript has 2 exons. The record is from RefSeq and is a predicted model, not a curated record.